AUGCUUCGUGAGCUGUCCGACAAAUUGGGCACGACAGAACAAAUCGCGGGAUGCAUCAUCGUCCAAGUACUGCUUCAAAAGCUUGAUCCUGCGAGCCAGGCAAAAUGGGAGGAGCGGUUAGAGGAUCCAGCAGUCGUCAAUAUAUUUCCGACGUGGGAAUCCAUGGCAUCAUUUUUGGAGCAGCGAUGCAGAACAUUGGAGACAAUGGAUUUCGCCAUGGCAAGCUAUGCGUCUGGCAAUCAGGCAGGACCACAGCUUCCAGAAGCUAUUGCCGCUGUCGCAUCCAAUACUGUCGUUGAACCCUCUGCCGUGCCUUCCUCAUCCACUGCUCUUAUUGCUCAGGAUUUCAGUACUGACAUUGUGCUCCUAGCCACUGCCCCCGUUCUCAUUAAAAACCGGUCUGGAGUUUUCGUUCCAUGUCGAGCCCUUCUUGACUCCGGCUCUCAGCUGCAUCUAAUAACAUCUCGCUUCGCAGAUCAGCUUCAAAUAAAGAAGAUAAAGACUUCGACUUCUGUUACUGGAAUAGGUGAUUCCAGCUUUGUUACAAAUGGUCACUCAGUUAAUAUUACGAUGCAGUCCCGAACGUAUGAAUACACGGUGAACAUAACCGCAGUUAUUGCUCCCAAUAUAACUGAGCGACAGACUAGUUUCAAUGUGGACAUCGGCAGGUGGAAAAUACCACAAAACAUACAAUUAGCUGACCCUACGUUUUUUGUCCUUCAGCGUGUGUAUCUUUUGAUUGGAGCCAGUUUGUUUUACGAGCUGUUGUGCGUUGGGCAAAUUAAGCUCCCACCUGGAUUACCGCUUAUACAAAAAACUCGCCUGGGAUGGGUGGUUUCCGGAGGAUAUGGCGUCUCCAAUGGCUCAGCGUUAAUCUCGACCAUUCCCUUACCUAUUGUUAGUAGGGAUAAUAGCUUAGAUCGACUUGAUGAUCUUCUUCGUCGAUUUUGGGAGGUGGUAAGCUGCGUGGAGCCAAUUGCGCAUGCUACUAAGGAAGAACUGGACUGUGAGACGCACUUUAAAAAGCAUUUCAUUCGUUCCCCUGCUGGAGACUAUUCUGUUCGUUUGCCUGCCAAGUUCAACCUGGAAUUAUUGGGUGAGUCCUACCAGCAAGCUUAUCGUAGAUUCCUGUCCCUAGAAAGGAAACUAGAUCGUCGGCCAGCCUUGAAGGCCCAAUAUGCGGCUUUUAUAAAGGAAUACCUUGACUUGGGGCACAUGUCUACAGUUGCUGGCGCAGACCUCGCUUCUUGUCGCUUCUUUUUGCCUCAUCAUUGCGUCAUAAAGGAGGAGAGUUCCACUACAAAGCUUCGCGUAGUUUUUGACGGAUCUGCCGCGACUUCAUCAGGCUACUCUCCUAAUGAUUUGCUCAUGGCAGGCCCCGUAAUUCAGCACACCCUGUUCCAGAUUCUGAUUCGGUUUCGCUCAUACCCGGUAGCCAUCACUGGAGACAUUUGUAAGAUGCACCGUUGUGUCAAGGUACAUCCAGAGGACAGCUAUUUGCAAUGCAUUUUAUGGAGGACUUCCCCACAGGACAAGCUGCAAGUGUACAAACUGGACACCGUCACUUAUGGCACGAAGCCUGCAUCAUUUCUGGCUGUGCGGGCUAUGCAUCAGCUGUCCCGAGACGAGCAUUCUUCGUUUCCGCUUUGGGCUGAGGUUAUUCAGCGCGACUUUUACGUAGAUGAUUUGAUAUCUGGAGCCCAGACCGUGGACGAGGCUAUCAUCAUUGUAGAUCAGACCUCUAAAAUUUUGUCCCGAGGAGGCUUUAAACUUAGAAAGUGGUGCUCAAACGUGCCAGCGGCUUUGUGUGGAGUGUCUGACGAAGAUAAGGAGUCAUAUUUAAAGUUUGAUGACGGCACUGACUUUACCAAAACUAUGGUUGACCUCAAGUCCCUGUAG
Molecule: messenger RNA, 1899 nt
Organism: Drosophila ficusphila
Lineage: Eukaryota; Metazoa; Arthropoda; Insecta; Diptera; Drosophilidae
Exons: 3
Coding region: 1-1899 (632 amino acids)
Source: RefSeq, a predicted model, not a curated record